This is a messenger RNA of Staurois parvus, 260 nucleotides long. NCBI's taxonomy places the organism in Eukaryota, Metazoa, Chordata, Amphibia, Anura, Ranidae. The record is from the annotation of a GenBank genome assembly.
UGGACACAAUUAUAACAUCCAGCAUUGGUGUCAGUGGUAAGGUACAUAGCUGUGCAGUAAGGAUAUCUAUAGUUAUAUAGAUAGCAGGGGCGGACUGACAACUCAUGGGGCCCCCGGGCAAUAGGGGAUCAUGGGGCCCCUGUGUCCUUGCCCAAACUCAAAAGGCCUAUGAAAAAGGUACCAGGGGCAUCUCAUGGGGCCCCCUACUGACCCCGGGCCCUCGGGCAGUGACCGGGUUUCCAAAUGGUCAGUCCGCCCCU